UAUAUAAACUAUAAUGAUAGUCGGUCUACUUUUGAAAUGUGUAUACCUUCAGCACAACUUAGCGUUAUGAACGUCAACAACCACUGAAUCCGCCAUAGCCCGACAUAAUCUACCAAACUCUGACGCAACGAUGCGAAUUGAAUUGCUUCUGUUUUUGACACUUGCUUGCAAGGUGGAGAGUAACUGGGAUAUCACCCACAGUGAUCCAGCCGAGGCAAACAUGGGGUUUACUACUUUCAACAUGAAGUGCAACGACGAUGAAACUGUGUGCCAUCAUAGCUUCACUAUGCAUGUUUACGGACGACUGUUUUUAAUUUCAACGGCAUACAUGAAAAACCCUUUCAAGUUUCAGUUAAACAUCACGGAAGGAGGCAACAACUGGAAAAUUCAUUUCGCACAAGGUGACCAGUCUGAGGAAUAUCGCUGGUGCGACAAUGCGUUUUCCAGAUCCAGCAUCAUCAGAUACGCCACUAGAUUUGUGUUGUGCGUUGGGAACAGUUUUACCGGCAUAUCUGUGCCAGACGACUGCCCUAAACCGGUGACUUUGGUCGAUUUAGACAAUCACAACUUCGACGAGAAAAUACGAGGCCAGCAAAUGCUGUACUGUCUGUCUUAGUUUAAUCUUGCAGUCUUGUCAAAUCAUCAUCAGUGGGACCUGAAAUGUGUUUAAAGUAAGCAAAAAUAGGGAGAAGCCAUUUUCGAUUAUCAUGUUUCGUGCUCAAAACAAAAAAGCUUACUUUGCUUUGCAUAUAUGAGCAGUUAAGCGUGGGGACAGAUUGAUUUGUCUCUUCGUGAAAAGGCUGUCUGUCAGUGUUCUUAAAAUCAUUAUUUUGGUCCCUUUCUUACCCUCUCGACACUUUAUGUCAACACUUCAUGGGGAUGAAUUCUGAAGUUCAAGAUAAUCAUCCGUUCGGGGAAACUGUUAAGAAGGUCAAGCCUGAUUGCACUUACUUGGAAUAAACGCUUCGCUCAUGUUUGUCCUAAGCAGGGAAUAUGUAGAAAGAAACUUUAAAUUAUGCCUACGGUUUCCCUAAAACUGAACUAAUGAAGCUUGAUGUAUUUUAAUCAAAAAAGAGGAUUUUCUCGGCACAUAAUUGUGUUUAUUUAUUACACAACACCCACACUAAACCUUUUGUGAAGGUAUUUUAAACCUCUGUCGGCUCACGGCUCAUGACCAUUUCGUACAUUUAAUUAGUGGCAGCUCAAGGUGUUCGUCAUUUAUUAGCUAGCCAUGCGUUUCAGUCGUUGUACAUCCCUUCCCUGAAUACAGCAGUGUUACACGCAAGGGAAG
This is a messenger RNA of Acanthaster planci (crown-of-thorns starfish), 1291 nucleotides long. RefSeq lists its product as uncharacterized. The record is from RefSeq and is a predicted model, not a curated record. NCBI's taxonomy places the organism in Eukaryota, Metazoa, Echinodermata, Asteroidea, Valvatida, Acanthasteridae.